Molecule: messenger RNA, 1147 nt
Organism: Erinaceus europaeus (western European hedgehog)
Lineage: Eukaryota; Metazoa; Chordata; Mammalia; Eulipotyphla; Erinaceidae
Gene: CLTA
Product: clathrin light chain A
Exons: 6
Coding region: 145-855 (236 amino acids)
Biological process (GO): clathrin coat assembly; intracellular protein transport; clathrin-dependent endocytosis
Cellular component (GO): postsynaptic endocytic zone cytoplasmic component; clathrin coat of coated pit; synaptic vesicle membrane
Molecular function (GO): structural molecule activity; clathrin heavy chain binding
Source: RefSeq, a predicted model, not a curated record
GCAGGGUUUCCGCUUCCGCCUUCUCCCUCCUCCCGCUUGUCCUCCGGCCGCGGUAGCCAGCCUACUGCCCCUGUCGGGCCCGGUGUCGGUGGGUCGGUUGGCUUGACUCUCAACGUCGGUGUCCGUACCGUUGAACUGUCCGCCAUGACCGAGCUCGAUCCGUUCGGCGCCCCCGCCGGUGCCCCCAGCGGGCCCGCGCUGGGGAACGGGGUGGCCGGUGCCGGCGAAGAAGACCCGGCCGCGGCCUUCCUAGCGCAGCAGGAGAGCGAGAUUGCUGGCAUCGAGAACGACGAGGCCUUCGCCAUCCUGGACGGCGGCGCCCCCGGGCCCCUGCCACACGGCGAGCCGCCGGGAGGUCCCGAUGCUGUGGAUGGAGUGAUGAACGGUGAAUACUACCAGGAGAGUAACGGUCCAACAGACAGCUAUGCAGCUAUUUCACAAGUGGAUCGAUUACAGUCAGAACCUGAAAGUAUUCGAAAGUGGAGAGAAGAGCAGACGGAACGCUUAGAAGCCCUAGAUGCCAAUUCUCGGAAGCAAGAAGCAGAGUGGAAGGCAAAAGCCAUCAAGGAGCUAGAAGAGUGGUACGCCAGGCAGGAUGAGCAGCUACAGAAAACAAAAGCGAAUAACAGGGUGGCAGAUGAAGCUUUCUACAAACAACCCUUCGCUGACGUGAUUGGUUAUGUGGCGGCAGAAGAAGCCUUUGUAAACGACAUUGACGAGUCGUCCCCUGGCACUGAAUGGGAACGGGUGGCCCGUCUGUGUGACUUUAACCCCAAGUCCAGCAAGCAGGCCAAAGACGUCUCCCGCAUGCGCUCUGUCCUCAUCUCCCUCAAGCAGGCCCCCUUGGUGCACUGAAGAGCCACCCUGUGGAAACACUACAUCUGCAAUAUCUUAAUCCUACUCAGUGAAGCUCUUCACAGUCAUUGGAUUAAUUAUGUUGAGUUCUUUUGGACCAAACCUUUUGUCUUUAGAGUUGAUCAUUGUUUGUGAUUGCAUGUUUCCUCAACUGUGUUCUCCCUGGCAUUCAGAGAGGAGGGAGAGGCGGCAGAGGGAGGGGGAGAGGAGGGAGGGAGGGAGGGAAGCCUCCCUACGGUGGCCUCAACCUGUGCUUUUGUGCAUUAUUCUGAGAAUAAAAUUUCUGUUUCAA